CUUGGAGGCUAAUAGGACAGAAGACUUGGCAGGGCCUAGGAGAUGAGAACAAGGAAGGGUGGCAGCGGUUUACAGACUGUGCUGAGAAUUGGGAGCAGAGUGUGAUGCCAGGAGAAGUUGGCAGGUGGAAGAUAGAAGUCAAAGAACGACCUCAGCUCCAGCCUUGAGCCUUGCUGUGCCCCUCUUGGCCUCAACCGCCUAGGUUCUCUGAGAACCAGACAUAGCCCCACCUCCACACGCGGACUUUCCAGUAGUGGUCGGUAGGGGUCGUGGAUCAGCGCAUUGUCCUGUAGAGUUGCCACGGCAGCGGCUGCCCGCCUGCCCACGUCCCUGCACCCCCCAGAGGGAACUUCUGCAGAAGUGGGUGAAGAGCCUCACGCAGAGGACCCAGAGGACUCUGGGCCUGCUCUCUCAGACUGUUCUCUGCCACCCAGAAAGGCUUCUCACCUCCAAUCGUCUCCUGCACCUACCAAGAGCACAUCGUUGGCUUCUCAAUGUAGUAGGGGCAUGAAGGGGGAGUCUGCUCUGGAAUCGGGUUGUUGCCACAAGACUCAGCCUCUGGGAAGGACAGGGAGCUCUCUGUCCUCCAGCGUGGACUUCCAGCUCUGCCAAGGCAACCAGGUCUUCUCAGCUUGCAGGCCACUUCCUGAUACUGAAGAUGCCCAGGGCUCAUCGUGUGCCAGCUGGUUGUGCCCCUUGCCGCCGGCACCAGCCAACUCUGCCUUGCUGACCUGUCCCCAGGGCCUGGACCUAUACCUGUGUGCCCUGCAGCUGGCAGCACUGGGCAUGGUCCCACAAGGUCCCAGAAGUGAUGCCCUGAGCACAAAGCUGCAGCCACCAGGGCCGCAUGUCACCUCCACUGACGGCGAGAAACUCAUGGCCAAGCACCCUGCAAGCAGGGACCAGAGGGGAAGCCAGCAGGAAAGAGCUGGCGAGGGGGCCCGCUGCCCAUCCUUCUCUGCCCACAGCAGCUCUUGCCCACCCCCUUGGCAGGACAGAAGGAGCCCCAGCCCUUUACCUUUCUGCUCCUGUCUGUCCUGCCUGCUGCUCACUCCCAUCUCCAAAGAGCUCCCAUUCUGUCUCCAUCCCUUCUGUCCCGCGUAUCUGUAUCCGCUUCUCCUGCCUCCGCCUUACCCGUUCACCUACGGGGCCUUACCCUCUGUCCGAUGCCCCCGCCUCUUCAGGUGGCCCCCAGAUCCUUCCCACCCCAGCAUGGCUAUGCCCAGCUUGCUGGUGAGUGUCAACGAGCCUGGGCACCCCACUGCCCAGAAGGAGACCCUGUUCCCUCACCCAGGGGCCUCCCAAGCCUCUGGCCAGAUCCAACCUUUCCAGGCCUGGAAUCCAGGCCCCGGAGCCGCCAGGACCUACUCCUCAGGGCAAAAGAGUGCUGGCAGGGGGGUUCCCACAAGGCGGACCCCACUCGGCUCCCAGACCGGCACCGCGGCGCUGCCAUACCCACUGAAGAAAGAGAACGGCAAAACCUUGUACGAGUGCAACGUGUGCGGCAAGAACUUCGGGCAGCUCUCCAACCUCAAGGUCCAUCUGCGUGUGCACAGCGGGGAGCGCCCGUUCCAGUGCGCCCUGUGCCAGAAGAGCUUCACCCAGCUGGCCCACCUGCAGAAGCACCACUUGGUGCACACUGGGGAGCGGCCCCACCAGUGCCUGACGUGCCACAAGCGCUUCAGCAGUUCCAGCAACCUCAAGACCCACCUGCGGAUGCACUCGGGGGCCCGGCCCUUCCACUGCAGUGUCUGCCCGAGUCGCUUCACCCAGCACAUCCACCUGAAGCUGCACCAGCGGCUGCACACCCCACGGCCCUGCGGCCGAGCUCACACCCACCUGCCCCUAGCGUCUGUUGCCUGCCUUGCCCGAUGGCACCAGGAAGCACUAGAUCUUGUGGGGGUGCCAUCAGAGAGGCAGUUGGGCUGGGAUUCGGAAAAGGUCAAGAGGUCCUCAGCGGCAUCCGGGGGCAAGUAAGGACAGCCAGCCUGAGCCCUGGUGCCAGGACUGCCCUGGGGAGGGGGCAGGGUAGAGCAAUGAAAGGAUUGUUCUCUAUGGCAAGUUGAGGCCUCCUGAGCUUCAACAGUGGAACAGGAAGCCACACCGGCAACCCACCAGGUCAGGGAACACAGCCAGGGAGUCUGUGAUGCCCUCUCCCGGGGUACUGCGUGCAGCCGUCUCCUGUUCCCCACCUGGGACCAGGCCCUCCAAUCUCAGCUUGCCAGUGGGUAGUCCAGCCUUCCAAGACUCUGCCUGUUGCAGACUAUGCUGCCGAGCACUGGGCACAUUGCUCUCCUUCCUGAACAGAUGUCCCAGCACCUGCCCAGAUGUAUGUCUGCUGCUUCCCACCAGCUUCUUGUCUCACAGUUCCUAAGAAGCCAUUGUGCCUUUUUAGCUGGUGCUCUCUGCCAUGGUCAGGUGGGGCUGAGCUCCUCCUUCGGCACAUGCCAGGAGCUGAGCCCCCUUGUGGGGUGGAGGGGCAGGAACACAAGGAUGACAGUGUCUAUUCAUGACCCAGAAACACGACAUCCCCCUGUGUGCCAUGACCAGCCACCACAGAGGGCAAAGGGCUAAGGAGGUGCGAGCUCGGGAAAGAGUUGGAGGAGAGAAGAACUGGCAAAGAGGACCCGAGGAGCUAGGAGCCUCCUGGUGACCUUUCUCUCUGCAAUCCUAGGGGAUGCCCUCAGAUGGGCAAGUUCUGCACCCCACUGGGGAGUUAGCAACAGGAGGGGAAAGGGCACUAGCUGAGAAGCAGGAGACCCAGGUUAUUAAUCACAAUAAACAGUAGCUAUUAUUGGGGCGCCAGGGUGGCUCAGGGGUUAAGAAUCCACUGACUCUUGAUUUUGGCUCAGAUCAUGAUCUCAUGAU
Suricata suricatta (meerkat) is the source of this 2868-nucleotide messenger RNA. RefSeq names its product zinc finger protein 683 (gene ZNF683). Gene Ontology annotation, cellular component: cytoplasm; nucleus. Gene Ontology annotation, biological process: regulation of transcription by RNA polymerase II; cell fate commitment. The coding region runs from base 508 to 1977 and encodes 489 amino acids. Gene Ontology annotation, molecular function: DNA-binding transcription factor activity; histone deacetylase binding; RNA polymerase II cis-regulatory region sequence-specific DNA binding. The transcript is spliced from 10 exons. Lineage: Eukaryota; Metazoa; Chordata; Mammalia; Carnivora; Herpestidae. The record is from RefSeq and is a predicted model, not a curated record.